GUCCAGAGCCUGGAGCCCCCAGAGCGUCGCGCGGCGGUGGUGGCGCUGGCGGAGGCCCUGUACGCGCCCGCGCCGGACGGGGGUGCGGAGCGGGAGGACGGCGAGGGGCUCUUCGACAGCCCGAGCGCCCUGAUCAGGUACCUCCGGGCGCGCAAGUGGCAGCUCGACGCCGCCGAGGCCAUGAUCCGGGCCACGGCGCGGUGGCGGAGGGAGUUCGGCCACGCCGGCAUCCGCCACGGCGCGCCCGGGGAGGACCUCCGGGCGCAGAACGCCACGGGCAAGCUGUACGUGCGGGGCUUCGACAGGCAGGGCCGGCCCACGCUCUACAUCAAGACGAGGCACGAGACCUCCGAGGACCCCCCGAGCAUCGUGCGCCACCUGGUCUACAACGUGGAGCGCGCCGUGGCCUGCCUGGAGCGGCUGGAGAGGGAGGGCGGCGGGCCCUGCGGCGCGGGCGCCGCAGGGGGGGGCAAGUUUGUGCUGUUGGUCGACUUCUCAAACUACUCCCUGAAAACAUGAUCCCGAUGCCUGUCGCGAAGGAGGCGAUCCUGAUCCUGCAGGACCACUACCCAGAGAGGCUCGGCGCCGCGUUCCUCAUCGAGGCUCCCUGGAUGAUGUCGGGUCUCUUCAGCGCCCUCACCCCCUUCCUCGACCCCGUGACCGUAGACAAGUUCCAGUUCGUCACGGAGUCGGGCGCCGAGAGGAGGGCGCGCAUGGAGCGCUUCUUCGACCUGGCGGUGCUGGAGCCCGAGUUCGGGGGCACGGCCCACGCGCCCUUCGACUCGUGCACCUACCUCACCGCGCCCGCGCCUGGGGUGGACGUGUUCGGCCUCGAGUUCAACGAGCAGGCGCAGCUGCGCAGCACCCAGGGCGGCACUUGCCUGGCGGUGCCGGCACCAGCGUGGACCGCACCCGCGGCGACCCCCGCGCAGUCGUCGCGGCGGCCCAGCGCACCGGCUCCGCCUCCUCCGGCGGCGCCGUGCGUGCAGCCGCGGUGCCGCGAGGCCUACUGGGUUAUGUGCAGCGACAUGCGGGUGCUGGCGCUGGGGAGGAGGGAGCGGGCCGCGGUGCGCUCCCUCGCGAGGUCGCUGGCGGCCGCCGAGGGGGACGCCGAGGAGCCCGCGGGUCUGUUCGACGACGCUGGCGCGCUGAUCCGCUACCUCGCCGCCAGCGGCUGGGACCUCGGCGCGGCGGAGGCGAGGAUCCGGGCCAGCGCCCGGUGGCGGAAGGACUUCGGCUUCGCCGCCCAGCGGGCGGGCGCCUUCGACGAGGCCAUCGCCCGCGAGAGCGCGGCCGGGAGCAUGUACGUGCGCGGCUACGACAGGCGCGGGCGCCCCCUGCUGAUCCUCCGGCUGGGCCGCCGGGGCGCCACCUGGUCGAUGCGCCACCUGGUCUACUGCGUGGAGCGCGCCGUGGCGUGCCUCGACCGCCGCGAGGCGGAGGCGAGGGCCCGCUGCAGCUCGUACGGGGAGGCCGAGGCGGAGAGCAGGGCGGCGGGCGGCAGGCUGACCCUGCUGGUGGACUUUGGCGGGUACUCCAGCAGGAGCCGGCCGCCGCUGCAGCUGAUCCUCGAGGCCGCGCGCGUGCUGCAGGAUCACUAUCGGCGAGGCUGGGCAGCGCGUACCUGCUGCACCCGCCCGUGA
This is a messenger RNA of Prorocentrum cordatum, 1643 nucleotides long. NCBI's taxonomy places the organism in Eukaryota, Dinophyceae, Prorocentrales, Prorocentraceae. The record is from the annotation of a GenBank genome assembly.